AUGGAAGAUGAUAAUGCUACUGACAUUUAUAAAUGGAUGUUCUAUACUAAGGAUGAAGAUAAUUUCUAUGAUGAAAUGGAAAUGGAAAGUAAUGGGACGCUGAAAAAAGUUGAGCUAAAGAUUCGCAGCAAUGUGUUGGGCGUGCGCUAUUGCAAAGAAGAGCCUAUUGAACCAAUGGUUAUUGUGUUAGAAAAAAUAUGCUUGAAAACACUUCCGGAUACGGAUGGGAAAUUUCCAUUCAUGCUAAGUUUUGACUCUGGAUCAAUGAUAUUUUUCUCAAAGAGCGAAGAGCAGCGUGAGGAAUGGAUGGUAAAGAUAUCAACUUGUUCGCAUAGAAUGGCUCAGGCGGAGCUUGAUGAAAUAGCUGAUAAUUUUUUUAAUACUUGCACCGUUAGUGCUUUUGCUCCUCUUGCAACCAACUCGAUGAAUUCCUUUUAUUUGACAAAUCCCGUGAGGAAGACUUACAAAUUUUCUAUAUCUCAAAAUGUUAGUUUGCAUUCUCGAAAGAUCGUAUGCGAAGAAGUUAUGUGGGAGAGCAAGCUGUGCACAACAUUACCUAUACAGAUGGUUAAAUUAUAUCUAAAAUGGUGUAAUGAAAUGAGUGAACAGUUGAAGAGCCGUUUGUGGUGUGUACCUAAUGAGUAUGUGGACCCAAUUCACGAUUGUCUUAGGCAUUUGUCCGCCAAUCAAGAGAUCUUCAUGGACUCGUUGGAAUUCCUUGAAUCCUACGCGGGUCCUUCCUUUCGUUCCUCCAUGGAGAAGUUCCGUGUUGCCUUCGCAUCCGUACCUACUAAUUUGCAUCUGCAACAGUUUUUCAUUGAGGGACAUUCCUAUAGUUACCUUACCGUUGGCACUGCCAGUGCUAUUCCUCUUCGUUUCGCGCACGGUGGUUUAACAAAACAGCGUGUCUCUCUCUGUAGUUCGGUGAACAAUCCAAAACAAAUCGAUCAUAUUCUUGAUUGUCGAUUUUAUCACAGACGUCGCAUUUUACAAGCUGCGAAAUAUAAGAUUGGUGAACUGUCAAGAAAAAUCGAAACUGACUGGCAUAUUGCAGACUUUGGUAAAGUAGAUAAAACUGGUAUACAGUUACUGGCCGAGAUAAAGCAACUCCACGAAAAUUUGAUUGAUUUAAUUAGCUCUUUCCCAAUAGUGUCUACAUUAAUCGAUUAUCUCUUGCAUUGGUCGAAAACUCAGAGUUCCAUGACACGAUUAUGUUUGGAAAAGGAAAAACAUGUUAUAACAGACAGUUUGGACAGCCAGCUCGAUACCAUAGAAGCUUUUUUGAUCAGCUUGAAUACCAAAAUGGCAGUUAUCGAUUCUGUACCAAAUAAUGAAGAUUCCAGGAAAGAGUACGUGAAAAAUGCAAGACACACUUUUAAUUCUGUUCUUGACGCAAUGCUACAAUUGACGGAAAAUCUUCUUGAUGCUCAACUUUUAGGCUUGGUUUUGGCUCUAAAAAAGUCCAACGACUGCCAGCUCUACUUUCAUAUCCAAUUAAGAAGCGAUUUGGUGUUGUCUCAAGCAAUUACCAUAGUGACAACUGGGUUACUAGCUCUUUUGGAGCAGGAAUUAACUGAACUGCCGGACUGGUCCAUUAUUUCACCACUUGUCACUGUGUUUUCCUUUCUCUCUUGCUACGGAGACGAGCGAGGCAUGAUGGAAGAUGCGGGAGAAUGUUGGGCAUCCUUACAGGACCGAGUUUUAUUCAAAUUUCUUCAUUCUACCUCAUCCGUUGCAUCAGUUUGCGUUCCAACGGUUAGUGGCGAUCGCUCAAAACUUAUCGUUCAGGUGCCUUUGCCACACAGUAUAUACCAGGGUUUGUCAGAAUCUCUUCGAUCAGGCUCUACAUUCAGUGUGAAUGCGGUGUUCUGGAAUCUAGGGAUCAAUCAUGAAGCUACAUUCUCCCAAUCAAUCGCUGGCGAUAGCUCGUUGGAGCAGUCUAUAAAUCUCGCUGCUGCUAAAGCGUUGGUCUCCUAUACUUCGUCUCUGAAGAACAUAUCGCACACUGCUGAAGAACUUGUUGCCGAACUUACCACCACUGUAGAGGCAAAUCCGAGCAACAAGAAUAUAUCGAUCUUCCGACUAGUGAUGGCUGCAAACGCUGCGCUUCAUGGAAUUGCAGUACUCUGUUGCAAAAGUGGCAAGGACCGUACAUCGAUGGCCAUUACUUACGAAGAAGGGCGAAUCAUACGUGAGAACUGUGGAGUAACUGCUGAACAGAUGGGAGAAAUGAUUGUUUGUCUGCGUCGAGAAGGUGUACGACGUGAAAAUUGUCGUAAAAAUAUUGGAAGAGCAUUGUAUUCAUUCUCACCUUUCCAAAUGCACUUCAUUCCCAAAGAGUUUCGGCCUCCCUCGGGCACCUUUGCUCAGGGAAUCAGCAGCUAA
Brugia malayi is the source of this 2385-nucleotide messenger RNA. Its product is annotated as protein R01H10.7, putative. Gene Ontology annotation, molecular function: phosphatidylinositol-3,4-bisphosphate 4-phosphatase activity. NCBI's taxonomy places the organism in Eukaryota, Metazoa, Nematoda, Chromadorea, Rhabditida, Onchocercidae. Bases 1 to 2385 code for a protein of 794 amino acids. The record is from RefSeq and is a predicted model, not a curated record. The transcript has 14 exons. Gene Ontology annotation, cellular component: cytoplasm.